This is a messenger RNA of Cordyceps militaris CM01, 3084 nucleotides long. RefSeq names its product WD domain containing protein. Gene Ontology annotation, biological process: mitotic spindle organization; regulation of mitotic cell cycle. The transcript has 2 exons. Gene Ontology annotation, cellular component: mitotic spindle. NCBI's taxonomy places the organism in Eukaryota, Fungi, Ascomycota, Sordariomycetes, Hypocreales, Cordycipitaceae. Gene Ontology annotation, molecular function: protein binding. Bases 1 to 3084 code for a protein of 1027 amino acids. The record is from RefSeq and is a predicted model, not a curated record.
AUGGAAUCCUCCAACGGGCAACACACAUCACAUCUCGUCAUAACAAAGUUUUUCAAUGGCUACAAAAUGGCCGCUGCUACGCCAUCCAACAGUCGGUUGAAGCUGACGCCCUCCAACUCGCCUUAUCUUGGACGCCCCGCGAGAUCCCCAAUGCGCGGCCGUGGGCAAGAAUCCUGGCUUUCCUUGCGGAGAGUCGUAGGCACUACUUGCCGUUCGCAAACCGGCUUCGACACUCUGAAUUCUUCCUUUGCCUACGUUGCGGGGGGUGCUGUCGUCGUCGUCACGGUCGAAAACGGAAACUACACCCAGCGCUUUUACCGAGCUCGGCCUGCUGCUAUCCCCAUCUACAAUGCCGCAAAUGCCUUGCAGAAUUCUUCGAGCACACCCACCCUAGCCACUCCCAAGGCCAAUGACAGCCGCGGCAGAGUCGCGCCAUCAACCCGAGACUCCAUCUACGGCUCACUCGACUGGGCUGAUUCACCCACCUCCAAAACCUGGACCAGCAGAGAGAGGAUCAAGGCCGCCACCUGUGUUGCGCUCAGCCGCGAUGGCAAGUUUCUUGCUGUCGGCGAGACCGGCUAUGCCCCUCGUGUUCUAAUCUUCAACCUCCAAGAAGCAUCCUCCGACACCCCGCUGGUCUCCAUCAACGAGCACACGUUUGGUGUAAACGCUGUAGCUUGGUCCGCUGACUCACGGUAUCUCGCCUCAUUGGGUGCCGCCAACGACGGGUUUCUUUACAUCUGGAAGGUAGACCCCCGUACCGGACAAACCAAGUUGUUUCAACAGAACCGAUGCACUUCGUAUAUACGGCACAUGACGUGGAUGGGAAGCAAUCUCAUUACACUAGGCGUGCGCCAUGUCAAGAUUUGGAAAAUUGAAGAUGGGCCCUCAUCUCCGACAAAAACUCGACACUUGAACGACUCUGCUCCAUCUACUCCCACAUCCUCCCAGAAGACACUGCCCGGUCGCAAUGUCUUACUGGGUGGCCUACUUGAUGCCACCUUUACCUGUGCCGCUGUCGACGGCAAUCGGCUCCUUGUAUGCACCGAGGCUGGUGAUGUCUGUAUCAUGGACGACGACGACAGACAAAUGAAGCUUGCCAAGGCAGUUACAUUGAAUUUCGCCAUUACGACCAUUACCAUACGAGGGGAUGUCGCCUACGUUGGGGGCAAGGACGGUUCCUUCGCCACCUUGGAUGUACUAGCUGUCAUGGACGCCGGUGGCGAAAAUUGUGUAUUGUCUGCGGCAACUGCACCUACGGGAAUGUUGGCCCUUGGUUUCCUAAACGAUAACCUUGUCACAAUUGACUCGAAACAAUCCAUUGAUGUUUGGUCCCGCGAUCAUUUACCUGGGCAAAAGCAAGACGCAAUUGCCCACAUCCCUAUUCCUGGUCAUGGCGAGUCUAUUGACGGAAUUCAUCCGCUUCGCCGCCCCAAUAAACCGAAUGCCUCAUUUAUCACGUGGUCGGGUUCGGGAAAUGUCACAUUCUGGGAUACAGAAGGCCGACAGAAAAUGUCGGUCGAUGUCCCUAUCGAUGCGGUCGAGAUUGACUCAGAAAUGGGUGUUAGCAACCAAGUCACUUGCGUUGAAACACUACGCAAUGGCAAACAGCUCAUCGUCGGCGACCGCCUAGGUAUACUAAAAAUCUUCGACGUCGAUACAAAGGAGCUGCUGCUGGACACCAAAGCGCAUUCCAUGUAUUGUGUUGGCAUCAGCGUCUGCGAAACUCCUCACAAGUUCGUCGUUGCGAGUUGCGGUCGCGACAGGACCGUACAACUCUUUCAUCAGCUGUCCAACGGGACGAUAGAACACUUUCAAACUCUCGAGUUCAACGCCCGGGUCGUGCAGGUUCUCAUUCCAUCGGAUGACAAAGUCAUUACUUGUUCCCUUGAUCGUUCUAUGCAGAUUCAUGAUCUGGUCACUCGUGAAGGCGAGCCUGACGUCAUUGCAGCUAUACCUUCCAAAGUCAUAUCCCUCAAAGCAUCUCCCACAAGCCUACUCAUGGGACCGGACCGUCGCAGUAUCUACGUUUCGCUAUUGGACCGCUCCGUAUUUCAGUUCGAUCUCUUCACCGGCCGACAAGUCUCUUGUUUCAAGUGUACCGACGAAGGCGGCGUCGAGUCUGCGGUGCUCGAUGACUUGACCCUCGGCAAUUGGCCGGCCCGCGAUCUUGACUUUAUUUUAGGCACUUCUAACACGGAUAAGUCGAUAAGAUUGUACGAUGCGCGAUCAGGAACGUUUCUUGACCGUGAGUGGGGGCACACUGAAGCCAUCAACGGCGUAUGCAUAGUGGAAGACGAUGACGGCUCAAAGAAAGUGAUCAGUGCCGCGUCAGAUGGCACCAUCAUGAUAUGGCUGCUGGAUUUUACCGAGUGCUCGCCGAGAUCAAUGAGCCGUGACCCGUCGCCCGCUAAAGAAGGCAGACCUACGUUGAGAAAGGUUCUCUCACGAGCGGAGCUCGCCGAAUUCCAGCGCCCAAGUCCUUCCAAUGGCAGACAGAAAUCUCCGCCUCGCACCUUGCCACGACGAAGCUCACGCAUCAAUUUAAAAACACCAACCGGUACGCUGAACGUACAAGGCAACAGCACGAUUCUCGAGAGCACACCAUCGAGACGGAGACCUUCUGAGAGCCAGGGAGCUAGUCCGCCGCCCAGUCCCAAGGGCCGCAUUAGUCGCCGACCCUCACUGCCAGCGAUGAGCGCUGUUGCACGCAAAAAAACUUCCGCAACAAACUUGAGAGCGCAGAACACAUUGAAUACGGCCACAGAGCAGGCAUGUCGGACACUGCGCCUCUACCGGCGUAAGCUCUCGUCCGCAGAGCCAAUCACCGCGGAAUGCUUGACAGAGUUGGAUCAAGAACUUCGCCUCACAGCCGCCGCCUUGGGCGAUCGGGCCAUCCGCAGCAAAGCUAUGAAUGAAACUGUGCUCAGUGGACUGUUGGACCAAUAUUCUGAGCGACUGGUCACGUUGCUUGACGAGAAGCUACGGCUCACCACACCGACUAAAGACCGAGAGACGGACAACUCGACUGAAGAGCGCCGAGGCAGUGCCUCGAGCAGCUCCAACACAUCAUCUUCGCCGUGA